AUGACAACGAUGCAUGAAGAAGAAGUGGUCAAAGAAGUUGAGGUAUUGGAAGAAGGAGAAGAAGAGGAACAAAUUGUUGGAGUGUCGGAAACAUAUACUUUGAUUUAUGGAGUUCAUAACAGAUCUAGGAUAUAUAUGGACAACUUGGGAUUUAAGUAUUACAAACGACAAGUCCGAGGACACCGCGUGUAUUUAGUAUGCGAACGGCAGAAGAAACGGAACCAGUACUGUCCUUCCACUGCAACUGUUAGUACAAAUUUGAAUGACAAUAGAAUUCAUCUAGGGUACUACCAGCAUUACCAGCCCGGAGUGAUUGACCUGAAUGUGCCAUUUUUGAGAGAAACCAUUGGUGAAAGGGGAAUUGAUCCAGCAGUUACGUCAUUUAUGAGAACUUUGUACAGUAAUGAAAUUAUCAACCAUCCAGAAGCAGCUCCCAACCACACAUUUAUUCAGGCCCAAGAACGAGUGAAAAAGAUGAGACGUCGAAUAUUUCCAGGACAACCCCUUGACAUUGGGCGACUUGCAGUUGCACUGAAUGAAGCACUUAAUGCCAUGUACGCUUCUACAGUUCAAAAUCCCCCAUCUAGGUUCUUUCAACAAGCGUUAGUCGUCAAUGGAAGGAGUGUUGUUGAAUCUUUGCGAACAUGGAUGCAAUUGACAAACAGAGAAGAAUUGGCCACAGUGACAUUGGUUGGGAUUGAUGGGAUGUUCAAGACUGUGCCUCGUGUUCCAGCAGAUUUGAAAUGUUUCCUUAUUAUCCAAGUUGUUUUUAAAAGUGUUUCCUUUCCAAUGGUCUAUGCUCUUCUGAGGAGUAUGACUGAAGAAGUUUAUGCUGCUCUGUUUGAUAUUGUACGAAAUAUUUUACCUUUAAAUUAUCAAUGUGUUUGUUUUAUUACAAAUUAUGAAAAAGCUCUGAUGUCAGCCGUUCAAUGA
Macrosiphum euphorbiae (potato aphid) is the source of this 933-nucleotide messenger RNA. Lineage: Eukaryota; Metazoa; Arthropoda; Insecta; Hemiptera; Aphididae. The record is from the annotation of a GenBank genome assembly.